This is a messenger RNA of Neocloeon triangulifer, 1395 nucleotides long. It is a transcript of the gene Fmo-1, whose product is annotated as senecionine N-oxygenase. The record is from RefSeq and is a predicted model, not a curated record. The transcript is spliced from 6 exons. Lineage: Eukaryota; Metazoa; Arthropoda; Insecta; Ephemeroptera; Baetidae. Gene Ontology annotation, molecular function: NADP binding; flavin adenine dinucleotide binding; N,N-dimethylaniline monooxygenase activity. Bases 36 to 1310 code for a protein of 424 amino acids.
UUGCGAGCUCUUUCGGUUCUCGCCUGUCACCAGAGAUGAAGCAGCGCGUGGCUGUAAUCGGCGCCGGAGCCGCAGGGCUGGCGGCUGCACGCCAAGUCAGCGCCAGGGCCGACGAGUUCGAGUGCGUUGUCUUCGAAAUGUCUGACCAGGUCGGUGGCACUUGGGUUUACACAGACCAGGUGGGAAAGGACGAAUUCGGACUUCCUGUCCAUUCCAGCAUGUACAAAAGUCUCAGGACUAAUUUGCCAAAAGAGGUGAUGGGCUAUCCAGACUACCCGAUACCCGAGCAGCAAAAGUCUUAUUUGUAUGCGAGGGAAAUUCUGCAAUUUUUGAAUGAUUACGCCGAUCAUUUUGGAGUUCGCAAAUUGAUCAAGUUCCGUCAUCACGUUGAAAAGAUCAAACCAGUGUCAGGAGGAGUGAAAGAGGCCUGGGAGGUGACAUUCAAAAACCUGCUCGCAAACAAAUCGGAGACACAGAUUUUUGACGCUAUCAUGAUUUGCAAUGGGCAUUAUAACACGCCAUUCAUUCCGGAGAUUGAGGGCCAAGCCAAAUUCUCUGGAAAAAUUCUGCACAGCCACGACUACCGCGAGCCGUCCCCCUUUGUUGGCCAGCGAGUGGUGGUGGUCGGCGCUGGACCUUCGGGGAUGGAUUUGGCUCUUGAGAUCGCGCGCAGCGCCAAAGAGGUGGUGCUCAGCCACCACAACCCCGACCCCAUCAAAACCGUUUUCCCACCGAACGUGCGCCAAACCCCAGACAUUAUUCGCAUGGAUGGCAACAAAAUCCAUUUUAGAAAUGGAACUAAUGCUGAAGUCGAUGUCAUAUUUUACUGCACAGGUUACUGCUAUAGUUUUCCGUUCUUGGACAAGGAGGCAGGAGUUUAUGUCAAAGACAAUCACGUCCAGCCCCUGUACAAGCACCUAGUCCACAUAAACAAACCUUCCAUGUGCUUUGUUGGUCUGCCCUUUUACGUUUGCGCCUUCUCAAUGUUUGACUUGCAGAGUCGAUUUUUCAUUAAAGUCUUGGAUGGCUCAUUAACACUACCCUCAUCCGAGGAUAUGUUGGCUGAAAUGGAGGCUGAAGCUAAGGAUCGCAGGGAAAAAGGACUGGGACCCAGACAGGGACACAUGAUGGGACCAAUGCAGGGUGAUUAUUACGAAGAUUUGGCAAAAACUGCAGGAAUCGAACCCCUGCCCCCCGUGCUGACCAAAUUGCACAAUGAAAGCUCGCAGCGAUUUUUGGACGACUUGUGCAAUUAUCGAGAGGACGUCUACAGGAUUGUUGACAGCGAAAAGUUUGUCCAAAUUGCAUGAAUUUUGAAUAUAAAGAAAAAUUGAUUAUAUAUUAGUUGGACCAAAUUUUAAUUUUAAAGAAAAUAAAUAUGUGAGUAAUAGCUUA